AUGAAUGCCGAUUCCUUGUUUCUCGAAGAAACCAUGGAUGUAGGCGCCAUAAACAGACUUCUGCAUGAGGCAGCCCACUCACACAGAGCUCUUGCCAUGAGGCUACUUCGCGCAUCACAUGUCGGACAGUUCGUUGCAGGUGCCGCACAUGAUGAAUCAGAUGGCACACGUGAUGAAGCAGAUGGUGCACAUUAUAAAGCAAAUAUCAUACAUGUCGAAUCAUUAAGACUGCUUGCGAAAAUCAUUACACAAACCAGUCGCUCGACAAUUAUUGCAACGGCGCAAGAAUUAUGCACUGAGAGGCAAAACAUCUCGGCUGCACAAAUGACUGUCAACCAUAAUGUUCGAACUGCUUCUACCUGUAGCGCUAUGAUGGAGUGUUUGCAUCGAAACGAAUACGAGGCCACUGUGCAGCAUGCCCAUACUUUGCAGUCAAUGAAUCAUUACAGUGAAGCUCUGAAAAUAUCUGUGAAUGACAUUGAGACCCAGCAUUUGUAUACACGCGUGCGUCUUUCUAUCAGCGAAGUAACCAAAAGAUUGAAAGAAAAUCUAGAUGUUGCCAUAGCCAGAGGCGACGAAGAUUCUGUUUUGCGUUUCGCAAAGCUGUUCGCAACGCUAGGCUUGCCUGACCAGGGACUUAAAAGCAUAGACCGGGUUGUCGUCAUGCGUGCCUGUGCCCAAAAGGGCAAUGAUGUACAAAUUAAGCACCAGAUUUUUAACAUGCUAGAUACCUUGUUCGAUUACUUUGAAUGCAAUUGGAGGGACAUCUUAGCAACCUUUGGCCUCAGAGCUCUAAAUGCAUUGGUAGUUUCAGUUCACGAGGCGUGCGAAAGUCAUACCGAAUCAAUGUUGGCGACGCACUUGCAAAAUUUUGACAAUGCGAACGAAUCUGGGGUUGAAGACCAGCUUGGUUUCAGUAACAUUGAAAAUGUAAUCGUCGAAAUGGUCGAAGUUAUCACGAGAUUGGCGGAGUAUCGAAGCUACAUCGAGGAGUUCUGCCGAAGCAUCGAUAAAGUAUCUGCAAGUGGAGACACAAAUUGCACCCAUCAAAGAAAAAUUGCGAUGAUUUUUUCGCGAAUUCUGUCGAAAUUCGAGCGAACAUAUUCAGAUCUCGAAGUACGACAAGUUCAAAGUGAAAAGAAGACACGUCUGUUGGGUAACAAUUAUCAAAUCUUGAUUCCGACUAAGAAGGGAAUCCUUGGAUUGAAGAAUCUUGAUGCAUUUGUUGACGACUUCUUUUUCCUUACGAUGUCAUCGAUAAACCGGGCCGUGCAUGUUGGUUACCAAGAAUGCACUAUCUUAUUGCUAAAUUUGUUUCGCGAAGCGGCUUUGAGACAUGUCUCUCUCGAUGAUGAACUCAAUAAUAAAAUUAAACCAAUGGAAGAAAGGAUGUGGCGAUUGCGUUUUUUGCAUAUCUUUUUGAGCAAUCUAUUUGAAGUGAUUGACUUCGUCAAGCAUCUUAAAAGAAAUGAUAAAAGUCAAGCAUACGUUGGACUCCCGGACCUCGAGGAACUAUCGAAGGUAUUGCAAGAAAAACUGCUAAUUGAAAGAGAUCUCUAUAUGAAAGGUUUAUUUUCAUACUUUGACGCUACCUUUGAUUGUCUUGCUUCGACAAAUUACGUAAUGAGUGAAGAAGACAUGAAAUGGAAAUCGGCAAGAAAGUCAUGGUCUGCUGGUUUGAUUGACAGAAUGCAUGAGGCCUUUGACAUGGAGAGAGUUUUUUCGUCGGAGCUGAAUGAGAUAAUCUCGGAUCCAAUUAUCACACAUAUUGCAAGACGGAUUGAGGAAAACGUAUUCAACCGGUUACAGUUUAAUCAUCUAGGGGCAAUCCUAUUUGAGGGAGAAAUUCGAAAAAUAACGGUUGCAUUAACUAAAAUGUUCCCGAACAGCAAGGUUCGAGAAAUAUUUUCUCGGGUGCUUUCGAUUUCAACAGUGCUAAAUGCUGAGACAUACGAGGGCUUCUUCAAUGAUAUAAAUUCUAAUUUUUUUCUACACUUUGAGCUAGAAAAAUUAGCUAGUCUUCGUAAUGAUCUUUGA
Micromonas commoda is the source of this 2037-nucleotide messenger RNA. RefSeq lists its product with no specific name. Bases 1 to 2037 code for a protein of 678 amino acids. The record is from RefSeq and is a predicted model, not a curated record. The transcript is spliced from 24 exons. NCBI's taxonomy places the organism in Eukaryota, Viridiplantae, Chlorophyta, Mamiellophyceae, Mamiellales, Mamiellaceae.